CGCUUCCUAUAAAUGUACUUGAUUGGUUCGGGUUAACCCCCCGUUUUGCAGUCUUCGUUAUCGGAAAGGCGGUGGAACCUGAUCGAAUCCUCAACCAAGCAAACGCACAAACAAAUUCUCUCUUUUCCUUCUCUCUUCCAUUCCUAGGGUUUGGAUUGGAUUCGUUCAGAGCUCUCAUGAUAUCAACCAAAACUGUGAAUAUACCUAAAUCACUCUCAGUUGCUGAGAAUUUUCUUUGAAUGGCGCAUAGGUUUCUCAGAGAUCUCCAAGCCGAUGGUUGGGAACGCUCCGACUUCCCUAUCAUUUGCGAGUCCUGCCUCGGCGACAAUCCUUACAUUCGAAUGACAAAAGCGGAUUACGAUAAGGAGUGCAAGAUAUGCACAAGGCCAUUCACGGUGUUCAGAUGGAGGCCAGGUCGGGAUGCGAGGUAUAAGAAAUCAGAGAUAUGCCAAACUUGCAGUAAGUUGAAAAAUGUUUGUCAGGUUUGUCUUUUGGAUCUCGAAUAUGGUUUGCCUGUUCAGGUUCGCGAUACCUCUCUUCAUAUCAAUUCCAACGAUGCCAUUCCCAAGAGUGAUGUAAAUCGGGAGUACUUUGCUGAGGAGCAUGAUCGCAGGGCAAGAGCUGGUAUAGAUUACGAAUCCUCAUAUGGAAAGGUACGACCAAGUGAUACCAUUUUAAAGCUUCAAAGAACAAUGCCAUAUUACAAGAGAAAUCGAGCACAUGUUUGCAGUUUUUAUGUGCGUGGUGAAUGCACAAGAGGUGCUGAGUGCCCUUACAGGCAUGAGAUGCCUGUUACUGGGGAGUUGUCACAGCAAAAUAUUAAAGAUCGUUACUAUGGAGUUAACGAUCCCGUGGCAAUGAAGCUUCUCAACAAGGCAGGUGAAAUGCCUUCUCUGGAGGCCCCCGACGAUGAGAGCAUUAAAACCCUCUAUGUGGGUGGGCUUGAUGCAAGGAUCACUGAGCAAGACCUAAGAGAUAAUUUCUAUGCCCAUGGGGAAAUUGAAUCAGUAAGGAUUGUGCUUCAACGAGCUUGUGCUUUUGUAACCUACACAACCAGAGAAGGCGCAGAGAAAGCAGCCGAAGAACUCUCAAACAAGCUGGUCAUAAAGGGGCUGAGGCUGAAGCUGAUGUGGGGUAGGCCACAAGCACCAAAACCAGAGUCCGAAGUCUCAGACGAAGCAAGACAACAAGCGGUAACUCACAGUGGAAUGUUGCCGAGGGCAGUUAUAUCGCAGCAGCAGAACCAACUACAGCCACCAGACUUUAAAGACCAAGCACCACCACCGAUGCAUUAUUUCAAUAUUCCACCACCACCACCACCACCUCAGAUGGAGAGAGCAUAUUAUCCGUCGAUGGAUCCUCAGAGAAUGGGUGCCCUAAUUCAAUCCAAAGAGGGGGCUUCUAGUGGGCCCACAGGGUCAGGUGAGAGUACAACUAUGCCAGAGCAGGAGCAGCAGCAGCAGCAGCAAGGACCGCAUUAUGCUUACACCACCAUGCCUCCACCACCUCAAGUUCAGUUUCAUCAGCCAUUUUAUCCACCAUAUGGGUAUAUGCCGCCUCCCCCUCCAUCGUAUCAGCAAUACCCACCUCCGCCUUAUCGUUCUACAGUGCCACCUCUCCCACCCCCACCCCCACCCCAAGCGGUGGCCCAGCAGUAUCAGCAAGGUGCACCACCGGGUUCAUCACAGCAGUGAUACUUUAAUGACAAUUGUGUUGGUAGCCUUCAGUUAUGUGCUCCUCUUAACCCUGUCAAGGAUUCCCUUGAUUAGUUUGCUAAAUACUAAAUGGAAAAAAAAAGGGUAUUGCAUUUUGUUUGGACCUGUAAAUUUUGUAGUUUUUCUUUAUGUUGCAACAACUAGGACUUGUGUAGUAGGAGUUUUGAGCAUGAGCUACGACCUGUAAAUUUUGUAGUUUUUCUUUAUGUUAUGACCAACUAUCACCAUUAUUUUUCACAAAUCCAAUGAAAAAUUCAAUAGAUUUAUCUA
This is a messenger RNA of Camellia sinensis, 1985 nucleotides long. Its product is annotated as zinc finger CCCH domain-containing protein 40. NCBI's taxonomy places the organism in Eukaryota, Viridiplantae, Streptophyta, Magnoliopsida, Ericales, Theaceae. Gene Ontology annotation, molecular function: pre-mRNA binding; U6 snRNA binding; metal ion binding. The record is from RefSeq and is a predicted model, not a curated record. Gene Ontology annotation, cellular component: U2-type catalytic step 2 spliceosome; Prp19 complex; U2-type catalytic step 1 spliceosome.